Molecule: messenger RNA, 6170 nt
Organism: Myiozetetes cayanensis
Lineage: Eukaryota; Metazoa; Chordata; Aves; Passeriformes; Tyrannidae
Product: SERTA domain-containing protein 2-like
Exons: 2
Coding region: 2446-3360 (304 amino acids)
Cellular component (GO): nucleus
Molecular function (GO): transcription regulator activity
Source: RefSeq, a predicted model, not a curated record
CAAAGGCCAAAUGGUGGCAGGAGCGCGCGGGAGGGCGGCAGGAAAGGGCUUUCCUCUGGAUCCCCGGCGUGUCCAUCCCGGCACCCCCGAUCGCUGCCGCUCGGUAGUUGUGACUUGCGUGUGUGCUGCGGUUACGUUUUCCAAUAGCAGGGUUUUGUUUGGCUCAGUAAAACGUGUGUCAGUCCGGGCUGCGAGCAGGUGGAUAGGACUUGGGGGGGGGGGAAGGGAAAAUAAGCUUGGUCUCCUUUAUACGUUUUGUAGAUUAAUCUCGCUAAUAGAUGCAGUUAAUAGUUUCUGCCUUAGUUAGGCCUGGAAUUUUUCAAACUAUGUUGGAACAGCUAGUUUCCAAAAACAUAGGUAGGAGCCUUGUGCAGUAGUUUUCUGCUUUGUUUUUGAUGUGACUAAAAUUCUGUAGUUCAGGCAUCAGUGUUAAUGUGAAAAAUACCAUUAACAUUGAAAUGAAUGGUAUAAUUUCAAAAUUCUAAAGUGACCCCUAAACAGGUACUAGGAGGGGAAGACAGGGGGAAAAAAUUAAUCUACUAGAGAUAUAAUUCGUAGUUAUUUACAGCUACUGUGUGUCUUCUAUAGUUGUUCUUUUUUGCCUAACAGAUUGGAAAAACUAAACCUAAUAACCUUACCUCUGUACUUCUUCCUGACACUCAUCCCUGUGUGAAAUCAUGCAGGGAAGGAAGAAGUCAUAACCUCAACAGUUACUGUUGCAGGAGUCCUUUAAAUAUAUAGUAAAGGUAUUAAAUUUGAUAACUUCUUGAGUUCAGCUCCUUCUAGCAAAAGAUUGGCCUUCUAAAAAUGCAAGAAACAGUACUGUUUCCCACUUUUUUUUUUCUUUUUAGCUAAGGUGCUAAAGUCUAAAACUUUUCAACAUUUUAAUUUGCUUAUUAGCUUUUUAAGGAUUCUUUAAUGCUAAAUGACUUCACAUUCUAAAACAUGUUCUUUUAUAUUCAGUGUAUAGAAAAUGCAGUGACUGCACACCUCUCCUUGUGACCUAACAAGUGCACUUUAAUGAACCUCAAUAGUGACCUUCUGAUGUCCUGCUGUUUCAGAGCAAAUAGGUUAUGAAUCUUCAUUUGUCUCUUUGUUUGGGGCUUUUUUAAUGUACAAAUAGCGUGGAUUUCUUUAUAAUGGGAAAGCAGUCAGCUUGGAGGAGGAGGAGGAGGAGGGAGAUGUUAAUGUGUUUGUUGCUGUGGGUUAGAUUUGGCUUUCUUAGGUCACCGGCCUUUUACUGCUGUUUUACUGCAUCUUUACAGUUCCGAGGUUCUGUAAGCGGAGGAGCCCUUUGGUAGCAUCAGGCUAUGAGUUGCUAUGUAAGAUGAACUGUAGGCAUUUACUUGCCCAUCUGUCUCAAUGUAAGACUGCCUUUCACUAUGUAUUAUUUUCAGAUUUGUAAAAUAAUGUAUGAACUCUUGAUUUUCGAUCGUGAAGGACUGUGUUGACCCGGAUAGUACUGAUCCUUGCUCUUGUGGUACGUUUUGUGAAGUGGUUUGCUGUAGUUGGGGUCAGGUGUCUGUGUGUGUGUUGUGCACAAACAGGCAUGUUAGGUCCAAUCCUGGCUCUCCACUGUUAGCCUGUUUAAGGGCUUUAAUUCUUGGAAUUAAUAACUGUUUAAUUCUUCAGGUGAAGUUGAAACCCCAAGAGCAUGGAUCAUGCGAUUCCCUCCACAUCGCCUAGCGUAGUCCAUAGUUUGCUGUCACUUCAGCCUUUUCACGUUUCCCAGAGUUUCCAAUGCCUUGAGCUAAUCCAUGAUUUAAUCCAUGUGGUCUCCAGCCAAACUGCAGAUGUUGCUUUAUCAGGGUUUUGAUGGAAAUGAUGCCACACUGAAUAUUAGAUGCAAUCAUAGGAUACCUUGCCAGCCGUCUUCUCAUACUGUUUUUGUUUAUGCUGAAAAUGAGGAGAGUUAGGGAAUUUAAUAAAAAUCUAACUGCUUUUGCAGCCUGUAAGUGUUAGGGGAUAAUUCUGCAAUGCAGUUCUUCACAGUGCAUGGUACUGUCUCCUGAUUAUCUGAGUUUGGAGAUGAUUGCAAAUGUAAAUUGGUGUUCAGUAACCUGAAGAAGUAUCAGUGCAAGAUUUUAUCCUAAAACCUAACACUUAGAGGAUCAGCAUUCUGUAGUACUCAUUUAUGAAAGAUAGUUCCCACAUUUCAUAUGUUCAUGAAUAGGUGAAACUGUUAGGUUCCUCUUAUUCCAGUGUAUUCAUGAACUUCAGAUUUUCUUACUCAUGCUUAUCUGUUUUAAUAGGAUUUAGCACAAAUCAUUUAAAAAGUUGUAUUGAAUUGUGUGCUCAAUGCUUCUGGUUAAAAAAAAUAAAACCACCACACAGUACUGAAACACUCUGGUUUUUUUUUUGUUUUUCCUCUUAAGUCACAUCAUCCUACCUCGGUGGAUGGCUUGGCCUCUUGGGUAGUUCAAGACUCUUGGAUGACCACGCUUUAUGCAAAAUCCAGAAUCUUCCUGCCUGGACUCCUUUCCGUCUUCUGAGGGUAACUACUUGUUCAUGUUGGGGAGAGGUCUAAAGCGCAAGCUGAGUGACUAUGAGGAGAACAUGGCUGGUCUCUCGAGUGCCUUUGACUCCAGUCGAAGUCUGCCAUAUCCACUUAAGAGGCAGUUGGUGCUCAACAUGUGCCUCACCAAGUUACAGACGUACAAAAUGCUGGUGGAACCCAACUUGCACCGCUCUGUCCUCAUCGCCAACACCGUGCGGCAAAUUCAAGAGGAAAUGAGACAAGAGAGUAACCAGCAGCCAGUUAACAUCUGCCCUGGCAUUGCUCCUAGCUCUCACAGCUACACAGGGAUGGAGUCAUCUGCGAUUUCUCUUCAGUUGCCUUCAGGUAUUAGUCAGCAAGAGUCCAACUGUUGCGACUUGCGGUCUGUAGAAGACCCGAUUGAAAACAGCCUGCUGAUAGUUUCGGAUGAUGACAUGUCAUCUGCCAUUUCAUCUAUUCUGAAGGAUUUAGACUUUGUAGAAGAUAUAAGCCCGCCUACUUGUCUGGUUCCUACUGGAGAUGACCAGCCAAAGUUUCCAGAGAAUGCUGGUCUGAAACUAGAAGAUGAUAGGCAGGAUUUGAAGGGAGCUGAAUGUGUGUUUGGUUCCUUUGAGAUUUCAAAUUCAACUAGUUACUUGAAGGAUUUGGCAAUAGAUGACAUUUUUGAAGAUAUUGACACUUCAAUGUAUGAUUCAGACUUCUGUUGCCCUCCACUGAUGCCGCCCAGAUCACCAUCUCUUGCUACAGAAGAACCAUUGAAAAACUUUCCAUCUUGUAAUUCUUCUUCAGCGAGCAACAUUCAGAUAUGUAGAACAGAUCUCAGUGAGCUGGACCACAUCAUGGAAAUUCUGGUUGGAUCCUGAUACUUGUUUUACCCAAAGAUACUUUUUAACUGCCACUUUCAUUUGGUUUCAGGAUAAAAGCCACUGGAAAACUUGUAAAGAAUUCAUUAAGACACAAACUAAAUAACAAUUUGUCUGUAGUAGGAUUUUCUAAAUAAUUCCAAAACUAAAAAACCAAAAAAGUGGCAGAUUUUUUUUUUAAAAAAAGAAAUAUUUAUUUAUCAGAACUGUGCAAUCAUCAUUUUCCUUCCAGGGUGUAUGUGGAACAAUAGGCACAUACCCUCCUCACCCCUCAUGCCUCUUUCAAUAAACUUUUUUAUGUGCAAUUUUUAAUUUGACAGAAGAAUUUACAUGCAAAGCAAAUUUCAUAUGAGAUGAUCUUUUACAAAGCCUCCACUUUAUUUUUAAUAUCAGAGUCUAUGCCAAGUUGGCAUCCGUCAAGUUGCAGAGUUAGAUCGUGUGGAUUGCAGACACAUUACUAGAGAUGGGUAUAUUUUAAAAAUGAGACACGCUUUGCUUUCUUUUGGUCAGAAAAGCAGAUCAAGACACUUACCAACAAAGUCUCUUGCAUUUUCUAAAGCAUUCAGAACUAUUUAUUUUUGUAAAUUUUAUAGUCUUUCUACAUUUUACUACGUUAUUUCAUCAUAGUUCAAAAUAUAAUGGACUUCUAGUUGGAUGUGUUUAGCACUACCUCUGAGCUGAAAUGCUUUAACUCUUUCCAGUGCUUCAUCUAAGACUGCAGAUCUUUUUGUUUCCUUUAUUUUUUUUUUUUCCUGGGGGAAAGUACUUCUAAUGCAUUGAGCUGAUCCUUUGACAGUGACCUAGCUGAUUUGUGAAAUCAAGGGUAUUCAAUGUUUAAAAACUUUUAAGUAUUUACAAAUGUAAUUUAUAUGUAGAUUGUGCAAUUUAACAUUUUUCUGUCAGUAUUAUGUGCUUAGAUUUUGAAUAAUCUUGGCGUUCUUUAAAUUAAAACUUACUAUGUACAGGUAGCUUUUUAUUCUGUUUUGGAAAACACUGUCCUCCAACCCUGCUUUCACUACAAUGUUUUAAGAUGAUUUUUAUGUGCAAUAUUAUUUAAAAAGAUACACAUUUUGUAUACCUGGCAUUGUGGGAAGAAACGCUUCAAAACUUAAAAACCUCUAGCACCUUUUGGAGGAUACUCAGAGAGUCAGCCAUUUCUGUGUCCUUUAAGAAACAAAGCUGAGAACACUUGUUGCAACAUGAGUGCUCACUGCUCCGAGUGCUCCUGGAACACCCGUGGCUGAGUCAGUGCCGAUGACUCAGCCCUGCCGCGCAGCUGCGUCCGGGAGAGCUCCGUGUCCGACUGCGGGGAUGCGGCGCCGGGGCCACCUGGGCCUUGGAACCGUCGUGCUGCGGCCCCAGCCCGUGCUGGGGAAGGAGGGGCACGUGUGGCAGGUGUGUGAAUAAGGAUGUAUAAACACACUCAUGAGCUGAAGAUGAGAUUUGCAGUGAGAACUGUUUUUCCACGAGACAGUUUGGAUACCGUGUCUCAGCCUGAACUGAGGUCUGUGUCCAUCCCUGCUACCGUCUUCUGAAUUACACACUUGCACAUUACUUUUUGGUUUGGGUUGUUUGUUUUUUUCUCUCCUUGUUUUUUUUUUUUUUUAAUGAUAAAACUUCUACUUUGUUCUUGAGAGCUGCAGCACCUGUCUUGAAAAAUUGCAGUUGUAAAAGCUUUGCUUUGGUUUGUUUGUAUUUUUGGGGUUUUUUGUUGUUCUGCUGAGACUUUUCACGAACGGGGCAUCAGCAGAGGAAAAAAAUGUUGCCUCUAUGUUGCAUCUCACAGAAGUUGAAAUCCUGGCCCUACUGAAGGGGCCAGGGUGUCACCUGGUAUUUCUAGUCUUAACUGAUGCUGUGGCACACCUACCUUGUGCAAAGAUCUCCAUUUUUUACUGUGACUCUCUUGGUUAACAGUUAGCUGCCGAUAUCAUUUGGUAUCCCAAGCCAGUGGAGAACCACUUCAGGUCACAUCCUUUGCAGCCAUCUGGGUUGUUUAGCAACCGAAGGGUAUAAAUGUAUUUAUAUGCAUAUAUUGUAUUGAUUCUAAUAUAAAACUUCUGAUCUAAAGUAUUUUGAAUUGCUGGAUAAAGGGAUUUGUUUGAAGAGUGUAUAAAUAGUUCUUGAAGAGGUACAACUUCAGAAUGUACACAGAUUGUGCAUUGUGUAUAGACUACUCUGGCUUUUCCUCAGCCUCUACUUUUGUAUUAAAAAAUGACUGAAUAAAUCCUUGAAAUAUUAAGGGCCUUCUGCACUGUGAUGAAACAGAGUUGUGGUUAAAAAAGUCUUUAAAUUCAGUGAUGAGGGAAAAAAUAAAAAGACUGCAUCUAAUUUCUUUUUGCAUUUAAAAAUACAGAGUGUUACUAUGCAGUAAAGAUAUUUUGGUAUGAAAAUCGUAUCAUGUAGCAAAUAGUGAACACUUAAUAAAUCCACUUACCUUGCAGCACCUACUGAAACAGAACGGAAGACAACUCGCUUUUCAGCAUUUACAGACUAAAGAUUUUUGUAUACUGCAGAGGAAGAUUAAAUUGUUGGUAGAUGUUUUUUAUCAACAAUUCAAAAUGGAAUUUUUGUUCAAGUCCUUGCUACAAAGCUCUGUUUCUAAUUGGUUGCUUGUGUCACAGUGCCAAGACCAUGAGCUGGUGUGUAAUGCAGUUCGGUUAUGUAUGGAAUUAUGUGCAAAGGGAAGUUUAAUUUUUAAAUAUGCACAAACUAAUUUUAAAAUCCUUCCAUGUAAAAUGAAGUUAGAGGCUAGUUGUGGUGGACCUAUUUAUUGUAUGUUUGGAAAUAAAAGCCACAGUUUUGCAGUUUAA